AUGGUUCAAAAUCCCGACUACAAAAUGCUUCACCUAAAAAAAAUACUUUCAACAGAACUUGGACUAGGCCAAUCAACAAUUUAUAAUACCAUCCUUGAGUACCGACAAACAAAAACCGUUUCUUCGCCAAACAAAAGAAAAAUUAGGAAGAACAUAACAGAAAAAAUUGAUGAAUUUGAAAAAUAUGCCAUUAAAAGGAAGAUCCAUCAAUUUUGGCACAACCGUGAUAUGCCUACGCUGGACAAGGUUCUCCUUGCCGUAAAUGAAGAAGAGCAUCUACCAAACUUCUCUCGUACAUCGCUCUUUAGAUUGUUAAAAUCUAUGGAUUUCGUCUACGUCAAGCGAGGACGUCAUAGUGCCUUAAUCGAAAGGAUGGAUAUUAUUAUAUGGAGGAGAGACUACCUUAGACAGAUCAAACAAUAUCGGGAAGAGGGUCGGCCCAUUUACUAUUUAGAUGAAACUUGGGUGAACGCCGGAGACGUAAAUAGUAAAGUGUGGUUCGACAAAACUGUGACAUCAGCUCGAAUGGCAUCUUCUGAGGGACUAUCAACCGGUGCAGUAAAUCCUACCAGCAAGGGUAAACGAUUGAUUGUUUGCCACAUCGGUUCCCAAGAUGGAUUUGUUCCCGGAGGUCUCCUGUGCUUCGAGUCAAAAAAAAAUACCCAAGACUAUCAUGAUGAGAUGAACGGGGACUCUUUUCGUGAUUGGUUGGAAAGUAUUUUGCCCAGACUCGAAGACAACGCCGUCAUCGUGAUGGACAACGCUCCUUACCACUCGGUAAAAUCAGAGAAAUUCCCAACUACAAAUUGGAGAAAAAAUCAAAUUAUCGAGUGGCUUCAGAGUAAAGGCCAGGUAGUUGAUGGGACAAUGGUUAUCGCAGAGUUGUUAGGGCAAGUAAAAAAAAUAAAACCAAUGUACAACACAUAUGUAAUUGAUGAGAUGGUCAAGGCUGACAACAAAAUUGUGCUCAGGUUACCUCCUUACCAUUGCGAGCUAAACCCCAUUGAGCUCGCAUGGGCUGCGGUAAAAAAAUAUGUCAGGGAUAAUAAUAAAACGUUUAAGCUGCAGGACGUCAAACAAUUAUUAAUUGAAGGAGUGGACAGAGUUGGUCCUGAAAUGUGGAAAAAUUUCAUUGGUCAUGUCGUCCAAGAAGAACAAAAAGCCUGGCGGUUGGAUGAAAUGGUCGAUGAUUCCCUAACAGCAGAAAACCAAGCAUGCGUUUUGACCAUAGGCAACGACUCGGACGACGAAGACGAAGACGAAGACUUCAGAUAUUUGUCAGAUUCUGAUUAA
Messenger RNA from Myzus persicae (green peach aphid), 1293 nucleotides. RefSeq lists its product as uncharacterized. Gene Ontology annotation, molecular function: nucleic acid binding. Lineage: Eukaryota; Metazoa; Arthropoda; Insecta; Hemiptera; Aphididae. The transcript has a single exon. Bases 1 to 1293 code for a protein of 430 amino acids. The record is from RefSeq and is a predicted model, not a curated record.